CUCGAAAGUUCCCAGACCGUCUCAGAUGCCCGCGGCCACUUCUUGGAAUGUGACUCCUCCUGCCUUCUGCGACCCUGGCUAGACCUUCACCACAGGUCGAGCACUCUUUUUCCUCACAUUGUUUCUGCCCAAAGGGAGCUACACUAUGCCUCCGGCAAAACGCGCCGCGCCUGAGGAUCCUCUCAGCCUCAAGGAGAAACUCAACUCUGUGCAAGCUCCGGGCGCCCGUGGGCGCCGCAUUGGGACGGCGAACGUGACCAAUGGUAGUCACCUCAAGGAGGUUAUAACCUCGACCGCGGACAGUGCUUCUACGAGCAGCAGUCAGACCGAGCAGAGUGCUUCAGGAAUUUCCUGGACAUCGCAAGACCGGACACUCUUGCAGGGCUACCGCCGGGCAUACCGUCUCGACACACCGUCAUCGUUCAAGAAUCCUCUCAGUAACAUUGUGCUUGGCAGCGGCAUUGGGCUCUGUUCGCCCACCAUGGCACGGCCCAAAUCGAAAAGACGAGUACACAAGGACCAGCUGGCUAUGGCGGUGCGGAAGAACUUCAACGCCAACGGAGUGAAUGAGACAGACGUCCUUGUGGAUCUGCUGUACAAGGUCAAGCACCAAGAUAAGGAGUUUCGAGCACGCUUCGCGCCGCGAAAAUAACAGUCGAGUCCCUCUCAUGACCUCGUUGCAUUUACGAACUUCCUCGCAUUGAUACCCGGUGGGCACAUCACCGAACACGCACGCUACAGAAUAAUGAGCAUGAGCAUCAGGCUGGAGUUUGGGUAACUUCUCUGGUCGUGUACCAGAAGAUCAUCGUUCAUAUGGCUUCGCAUGGAUUUGGACUGCACAAUGUACCAACGCCUUUCUGUUAUGACGAUUUACUGUAGGGGAAUCGCCUUUGCUAGGUUUACGGUACAUUGGUUCCGCUUUUGGUAUUCGGCACAGACAAUACUAUUAGAACAAAC
Molecule: messenger RNA, 957 nt
Organism: Westerdykella ornata
Lineage: Eukaryota; Fungi; Ascomycota; Dothideomycetes; Pleosporales; Sporormiaceae
Exons: 3
Coding region: 146-652 (168 amino acids)
Source: RefSeq, a predicted model, not a curated record